Molecule: messenger RNA, 444 nt
Organism: Paraphaeosphaeria sporulosa
Lineage: Eukaryota; Fungi; Ascomycota; Dothideomycetes; Pleosporales; Didymosphaeriaceae
Exons: 2
Coding region: 1-444 (147 amino acids)
Molecular function (GO): oxidoreductase activity
Source: RefSeq, a predicted model, not a curated record
AUGACUUACUCGGUCAUUCUCCACGUUCCGCGCAAAUCGGGUAUCAGCUCUGAAGAGUUCAAACAUCACUGGGAGACCAUUCAUGUUCCGCUUGUUAAGAAGCUGGUCGGAUACGAGUUUCCUCUUUCUUAUACGCGGCACUAUAUCGAGCGUCCUGUUGCAACGCAUCCAGUUGACCCUGCUCUGGAUGGGAGUGGAACAACCGUUGAAGAAUCUCAAGGCUUCAGCGAUGUAGACGGCGUGGCGAUCCUCACAUUCGCAAACAAGGAGCACUAUGAUAAGUUCAGCAGGAAGUUGGUGGAGGCCAAGAAGCACGCAGUCUAUAAGGAAGACUUGGGUGGGUUUGUGGAUGUCGCGGCUUUGAAGGCCCUUUUCGCGGGCGAGACCAAAGCAACUGGUAGAGAUGGAGGCAUGGUGGGGUGGAGUUUCGUGGGGAGUGUUUGA